GCCAUAUUGCGGAAUCGGUUGAGGUCACCGCAUAGGUUCCAAGAUGCCGAGGAUUGAGGACACAAGAUGUAAAAUACAAGGGAUUUUGACGACUUGUAGUUCAAUAUAAAUGUCAAAAUUAGUUUAUCGUAGCAGCAUAAGUACUGUUAAAUUAACUUAGUGUAUAUUAAACCAACUCGGAUCGUUCAGUUGGCCAAAAACCAGUCUGUUUAUAUGCUAGGUGCCAAAUUCUGUUGAAACAAAAUGGGGAAGCUACUUUCAAAGAUAUUUGGGAACAAGGAGAUGAGAAUUUUGAUGUUGGGGCUAGAUGCUGCAGGGAAAACCACUAUUCUUUAUAAACUGAAGUUGGGCCAAUCUGUGACCACUAUUCCAACUGUUGGAUUUAAUGUGGAGACUGUCACCUAUAAAAAUGUUAAGUUCAGUGUUUGGGAUGUUGGGGGACAGGACAAGAUCCGCCCUCUCUGGCGACACUAUUACACAGGCACACAGGGCCUCAUCUUUGUAGUGGACAGUGCUGACCGUGACAGAAUUGAUGAAGCACGACAAGAACUGCAUCGCAUAAUUAACGACAGGGAGAUGCGUGAUGCCAUCAUCCUGGUGUUUGCCAAUAAGCAAGAUUUACCUGAUUCAAUGAAACCACAUGAAAUUCAGGAGAAAUUAAGUUUAACUAGACUUAGAGACAGAAACUGGUAUGUACAACCAGCAUGUGCUACUUCAGGAGAUGGACUCUAUGAAGGGCUGACCUGGCUAACAUCGAACCACAAAUCUUGACCUGCUGAUUAUGCUUAAGUCAUUGUUUAACCUGUGUAUACAUAAAAUGAUUCACUUUGAACAUCUGUGGCAGUGUUGAAAUCUGCUGGAAAGACAAAUACUUAAUCAGAAAAAGUCAGCAGACCCCUGGCCCCCCUUGACUUAAAAGGACAGCAUGAAAAAGGUACCGUGGAAGGAACGAAAGAAUUUUCAAUGAUCAAAGGCAUGUAGGUUUCUUCAAGUUUCAACACAGAUCUGCAAAUAAACCAGCUUCCAGCCUUAUAGGUCCAUUCUUUGUCUAUGUUUAUUUUUCUUCAUUCUGAUUGCUGAGUAGUCUGCUGUUAAUUUUCAUCAUAGGAUAUAUAUGUAUACAUAUAUGUGUUCAUUUAUACUGAUGUAAUUUGAUGUAACUGAUUUUACCACGAGAUAUGCAGCACUUUAAUUCAUGAAGGAAUCCGGAAUUUGUUCACACACCAAAAAUAUAAAACAGAUUAGGGUUAGAUACUUGAUUAAUUGGGAUUUAUUUAAUUGAUAUCAACUGUUUUGCUGCAUUUGAAUUUCAUUGGUGCUCUGUACUGACAAGUCAAUUGUUGAUAAAUGGAUUACCAACUUACACCACUGUAAAUGAUUGUAUGAAUGAUGUAUAUUUUACGUCUGAAAAUUUUACCUGUGUAGAAUUUUUUUUAUUUGUGUAUUUGUUUACUUCUUUUAAUGAUCAGUCAACAUUGAAAAUGGAUCUGCUGUUUGAAUUUGAACAGUAGAAACUCUUUUAUUUAAUGACGAAUUACAUUUGCCUUUUGCCCUUCUUUUUCUCUCCCCACUUUCCAUCACUGUUCUUGGUGCUUUGAUAUUUUACAGAUUUUUUCCAGUAUGAAAAUGUAAAAUUAAUAUAUUGCUUUAAUUAGUCACAUGUAGUCAGGUUUUUUCUUUUUCUUUUUUUUUUAUACUCUGCUUUUAUAUUUGUAAUCAGCUUAUUAAUGAGAGAUUUUUGCGGUAUAUGUAUUAUAUUUGCUUGUCCUUAUUACAAAUUGUAUGAAUGUUAUUAAUAUCAUCUGUAAAAAUUGUUUUUCUGUACAUUGCAUUAAUAUGCAAAAAUUGGGGAAUUACCAAUUCCUGGCACAUAUGUGAAAACCUGAUCACAGAGUAACAGUUUAUUUUAAAUGAGUAUAUAUACAUGUGCAGGUAUUAUUAAUGUGCCACAGUUAGAACUCGGAAACUUAAAGACAGGAAAAUUUUAAGUACAGGUUGCAUAUAAAUUUUCCUCUUAUUAGAUUCAAUAUCAAACAUUGAAUAUAUUAUGGUAUUGAGAUGUAUGUAUGAAAUUAUGAAUUAGAAUACAUUGCACAUUCCAAGCAACAGAUUGAAUUUGCUUUGCAUUAUUUUCAUUUGAUAUAUGUUAAGUACUAGUAACUGUUAGGCUUCAGGACUUAGCCAAGUCUCAUUAUCAGAUAAGUCCGAAACGUGUACAAAGAUCUAGCUUUGCUUAUUUCAUAGAGUUUAGGGCCACUGAAUGCUCUUAUAUUGUAUAAAAUCACAAGAGAUAAAGGGGGUUGAUAGUUUGCAGAUUUUCUCCAGGUGGGUAUAUCUGUAUGUUUGUACCGUUGUAUCGAGGCUGCAUGUACAUGUAUUAUGUAAAUUGUUAGUUUUGUAAUUGGCUCUAUUGAACAUCAAAUAUAUUUUACACGUUAAAGUAAACCAUUAAGGGGAAGUCUCUGGAGUUUUAAUAUAUAUUGGAGUUGUCCCUCUUUGUAUACAGUGUUUCGUAUUGACGGUGAAAAGGAGUGGGAAAAUUUAAUAAUGUUAUUGUAGCUCUCUGUUGUGCAAUAUUAAUUAAGGUGAAUUACCAAACUUAUCAGUAAUUUGGAAUAUUUCAUAAAUUGCAGCAGAGAAUAAAAAUCUUAAUCUAUAUAUGAUUUGGGGAAAGAUUAGGUUGGUUUUGUAAUUUUUUUGCUGCAUCAAUGAACGACUGUUGUGCAUAUAAGUCUACAAAUUUUGAAAAGAUGUAGUUAAUGACUGAGUGGUUUAAAAAUUUAGGGUAGAUUGUACCAACUUCUCUACUAUAUGCAAAAAAGCAUUGUGAAUAACAGUUGUAAAACUUGAGAUUCGUAGUUUUUCUCUUCAGAUUAAUGUGAACAUGAUAUUUUGUAUUCCGUUUGGUGAAUGAUUGUAUAUUUUGUCUGGAAGUAUUGACCUUAACCAUCAUACUGUGUACUAUGUAUAUGAAACUGUUUUCCUGUUCACUCCUCUAAAUAUUUUGUUUUAAAAUUACUGCUAUUUAGUGCAAGAUUGUCUGGAAGUGGUUCAUUUGCUGCAGAUGUUGAUGAUUUUAUACCAGACAAUAAAAUAUUGUUACUCUG
Molecule: messenger RNA, 3107 nt
Organism: Ostrea edulis (European flat oyster)
Lineage: Eukaryota; Metazoa; Mollusca; Bivalvia; Ostreida; Ostreidae
Product: ADP-ribosylation factor 6
Exons: 5
Coding region: 244-771 (175 amino acids)
Biological process (GO): intracellular protein transport; vesicle-mediated transport
Cellular component (GO): cytoplasm
Molecular function (GO): GTP binding; GTPase activity
Source: RefSeq, a predicted model, not a curated record